This is a messenger RNA of Nematolebias whitei (Rio pearlfish), 2881 nucleotides long. It is a transcript of the gene zbtb1, whose product is annotated as zinc finger and BTB domain containing 1. Gene Ontology annotation, biological process: regulation of cytokine production; regulation of immune system process; negative regulation of transcription by RNA polymerase II. Gene Ontology annotation, molecular function: protein binding. The transcript is spliced from 3 exons. Bases 236 to 2320 code for a protein of 694 amino acids. NCBI's taxonomy places the organism in Eukaryota, Metazoa, Chordata, Actinopteri, Cyprinodontiformes, Rivulidae. The record is from RefSeq and is a predicted model, not a curated record.
GGUUCCGGGCAGGAAAGCUCCGGGAACAUCCGCUCCGACACCAGCAGCUCCUCCGCGGGCCCACGGCGCAGCCUCUGCAACAUCCGGUGUGUUUGAAGUUAACAGCUAGCUUGUUGCAGCUAGCGGAGCUGAAAUCUCCAUUUUAGCUCCUUAGCUCAGCCGGCCUGUCCCCCAGCUGCCCACCCGGACACAUCCUGACCCGUCUCCCCCACAGCGUGUCGAGGCCAGCAGGGCGAUGGCGAGGCCGAGCCACAGCGACCACGUCCUUCAGCAGCUCAACAACCAGCGGGAAUGGGGCUUCCUGUGCGACUGCCUCAUCGCCAUCGGGGACAUCUACUUCAGGGCUCACAAGGCCGUCCUGGCGGCCUGCAGCUCCUACUUCAGGAUGAUGUUCAUCCGGGACCAGCAGGGGGCGGGCCACCUGGACCUCAGCAACAUGCAGAUCAGCGCCGAGUGCUUCGACCUCAUCCUGCAGCUCAUGUACCUCGGCCGCAUCGUGGUGGGGAGCUACGAGUUUGAAGAGCUCAAAGCCUCCAUGGCGUACCUGCAGAUGUACUACAUUCCUGACUCGCUGGAGGACCUCAGGGACAUCAGGAACUCCAACCUCACCCCGUCCUCCUCAGCCUCCUCUUCGUCUUCAUCCAGUUCCUCCACCGGACUCUCUGGAGGAAAAAUGAUGUUUGGGGUCCGGAUGUACGAGCAGCAGAGGCCCGCAGCCCCAGAGGGAGAGAUUCUAACUAAAGCAGGGAACAGCAGCGGGCGUCCAGCUGCUCUUCCAGCUGCUCUUCCAGCUGCUGUUCCAGCUGUUGUUCCAGCUGUUGUCAGCAGGCCCGGACUGAUGGAGGAAGUGGUGGCGAGCGCUCCUCUGAUCGUGGCGCCUCCUGCUGCAGACGGAGCAGCCGAGCAGCCGUGCGACCUGAGAAAGCGAUCCGGAGGCAGGAGUGGGUCUCUGAAAGACCGACCCAGGUUCGGUCGCACCUACACCUGCGACGACUGCGGCUUUGUCUUCAGCUGCGAGAAGCUCCUGAUCGAGCACAUCCUGACCUGCACCAACCGCAAGGCCUUCCAUACGCCCAGGGGCAGCGUGGACACGGACAACGGCUCCGGUAAAGCCGAGAGCACGGCCUCUGAGAGCGCCGAGGAGCAGAGGGUCGUCUGUAAGGGCGAGGACGACUGGAUCGAGGCUAAAGCCGACUCUGACCCCUCCAUCAGGUCGCUGGCAGCCAGGCCCGACAGCGAGCCCGGGUCAACCAGGAGCAUCAAAACAGAACCAGAGGAAAGCGUGUUCUCUGAGAUCGAGAUGAUCCAAGUCAGCGAUCACGUAACCCGAGACUGCAGCUCCCGUCUGAGCGAUGGGACCCGUCCAGACGUGCUGACACUCAACCGGGACUCUGAACCAGGAGUGUCGGGUUUGGAGAGCAGCGGCGAGCUGAUGGAUGGACACCCGUCGAGCAGCAACGAUUCAGGAAUCCCCUCAAAGCUGCGCAGGGUCAAAGACGAGAGGCUGGACGCCGACUGCUCCCCCUGUGAACUUUGUGGCGCUCUUCUAGCUGAGGAGGACAAGUCCACCCAUUACCUGUCCAACCACCUGGGCCACAUCUGCGCCUGCGGGAGGUGCGGCCAGGUUCUGAUCAAAGGGCGGCAGCUGCAGGAGCACGCCGAGCGCUGCGGUGAGUCCCACGGUGCCGAGUCGGACUCCCACGGAGAGGACGAGGCGUCGCUGCUGGGGGAGGCUCAGGGGAUGGAGGAGGGCCUGCUGGAGGUGGCCGACCUGGCCUGCCCCCACUGCGGCCUGCUCUUCCAGAACGAGAGCCUGGCGCUGGAGCACGCCUUGUCCUGCCACGACCAGGAUCUGUUCCGCCCCGUGAUGCUGGAGGAGGGGGGCGCAGAGGCAGACCACCGCAGGAAACACUUCUGCAGCAUCUGCGGGAAAGGCUUCUACCAGCGCUGCCACCUGCGGGAGCACUACACCGUCCACACCAAGGAGAAACAGUUCACCUGUCAGACCUGCGGGAAGCAGUUCCUGCGGGAGCGCCAGCUCCGCCUGCACACCGACAUGCACAAAGGCAUGGCCCGCUACGUGUGUCCGGUCUGCGACCAGGGAACCUUCCUCAAACACGACCACGUCCGGCACAUGAUCUCCCACCUGUCGGCCGGAGAAACCAUCUGCCAGGUGUGUUUCCAGAUCUUCCCCGGCGGCGAGCAGCUGGAGAAGCACAUGGACGUCCACCUGUACAUCUGCGGCGUGUGCGGCGAGAAGUUCCGGCUUCGCAAAGACAUGAGGAGCCAUUACAACUCCAAGCACACCAAGAGACUAUAGAACGAUCAGAAGACGCUCUUUUCCUCGAGUCUUUCUUGAGAAGCCAUAUUUGUGAGAACAAACGUUGCACUCGAACACCAAAAAGACGAUUUCUUACCUGCACUUUGAAAUAUAUGCAUAACCUGAACAGGUGUUCAUGCUGCGAGCAGCGAGGCUGCCGAUUGGUCCUGUUGUUAGUGGUGGGCGGAGCCUUCAGCUGAAGCUUUCUAUGUGUCCGGAGCGUUACCUGGUGCUGAAACACUGUUUCUGUCUGACGACUCGGGUUCUGUGCGGAGGUCACUUCCUGUUUCAGAACCCGGGUCGGCUGCUUGUUCUGAGCUUCACGUUUCUUGGAGCUCUGAGAUCGGUGCCUUUAUCUCUGUCCUCUGGUUCUGCAGCGAGGCAUGAUGGACGGGGGACGGGACAUGUAGCACGCACACGCACACACACACACACACACACACACACACACACCCCGCUCCAGUUAAAGUGAACAUUUAAAAAAAGAAACACUAGAAUUGUUUUGCUUGGACUUAAUUUUCUGUGAUUUGUCUGUUUGCCUUAAAAGACCUGCUUUGUUUU